Paecilomyces variotii is the source of this 1203-nucleotide messenger RNA. RefSeq names its product putative metal-dependent hydrolase. Gene Ontology annotation, biological process: secondary metabolic process. Lineage: Eukaryota; Fungi; Ascomycota; Eurotiomycetes; Eurotiales; Thermoascaceae. Gene Ontology annotation, molecular function: carboxy-lyase activity; hydrolase activity. Gene Ontology annotation, cellular component: cytosol; cytoplasm. The coding region runs from base 153 to 1109 and encodes 318 amino acids. The record is from RefSeq and is a predicted model, not a curated record. The transcript has a single exon.
AUCAACUUUACUUUUUCGCGAUUUUUGAAUUUCUAUUCGCAAUAUCCUGGAUAUAGUCUCAAAUCAAGGGAUUUAUCUAAUCCGGUUCACUGCUCAUUCGUAGGCAAGAACAUUCUGCUUAUACUCUACAGACAGCUUCUUCUGUCGCAACCAUGCUACCCUUGAUCACUCUCGAAGAGCACUACGUCUCUUCCAAAGUGCGCGAGGCCGAAACAGAAGACCACUACGCCGGCUUUCCCAGACAUAUCGUGACCAAAUUACAAUCACUCGACGAUGAGCGCAUACAAGAUCUAGACAAUGGAAACGUUUCCCUUCAAGUCAUCUCGCACGGUCCGGGCGAUAGACCCCCGCAUCUCUGCGUCUUAGCGAACGACGAUCUUGCCUCUGCUAUUUCCAGACAUCCGACUCGACUAGCAGGUUUCGCAAUGCUGCCUAUGAGCGAGCCAGUCGCAGCGGCAAAGGAGCUGGAACGCUGUGUGCGCGAGCUCGGCUUCGUAGGCGCAUUGAUCGAUAACACUGCGAGCGGAGUAUUUUACGACGAUGAACGAUUCUGGACCGUCUUCGAGAAAGCGCAGGAGUUAGAUGUGCCAAUUUAUAUCCACCCUACUUUCGCGGCUGAUGGUGCCAUGGAGCAUUAUCGGGGUAACUAUGACGAGUCUAUCGCUCUCGCUUUGAGCGCAUACGGCUGGGGCUGGCAUUCGGAAACGGCACUGCAUAUCCUCAAGCUAUACGCCAGCGGACUCUUCGAUCGCUUCCCCAAUAUCAAGGUCGUAAUCGGUCACAUGGGCGAAAUGCUGCCGUUCAAGCUCGAGAGAGUAAUCACCAUCUCUCAGCGAUGGGGGAGGGAAAGAGGACUACGGGAGGUAUGGAGGGACAAUAUCUGGAUCACGACGAGUGGGAUGUUUGCGCUGCCGCCGUUGGCGUGUCUGUUGCAGACGACUUCGAUUGAGCAUGUGUUGUAUAGUGUAGACUACCCGUUCUCGAUGAAUGAGAAGGGAUUCCAGUUCUUUGAGGAGAUUAGGAAAAGUGGACUGAUUGCGGGGGAGGAUUUGGAGAAAUUUGCCUUUCGGAAUGCGGAGAAUUUACUCCAUGUUAAAGCCAGUAGAUAGUAGAGAUGAGUGAUUUGGACAUUUCUUGGAAGACUGUGUUGCUGGGACUGGAGUACUAUACCCGCUAAUCAAUAUCAAUGUCUUGCUGUUGCGA